Raphanus sativus (radish) is the source of this 1275-nucleotide messenger RNA. Its product is annotated as B3 domain-containing transcription factor NGA4. The record is from RefSeq and is a predicted model, not a curated record. Lineage: Eukaryota; Viridiplantae; Streptophyta; Magnoliopsida; Brassicales; Brassicaceae. Gene Ontology annotation, molecular function: DNA binding; DNA-binding transcription factor activity. The transcript has 2 exons. Bases 230 to 1138 code for a protein of 302 amino acids.
GUUCUCACAUGACCCGAACCACACCAUCCAUGGGUCCCUUUUACUCUCUCUAAGAUGUCUUCUUCUCUAUCAUCGAGAAAAUCUCUAAACCCACUAUUUUCUUCACCCUUUAAAGUCAUCUAGAGAGAUAACCCAGUUUAAAAUUGAAAAACCAUUGAUUUUCAUUUUCCUUUUUAAUAUAUUUGGAGUCAACGAAAAUAUCAGAAAAAGAAGAGAAGCAACACAAAGAAUGGCUAGUGGCUCCGGCAACAACAACAACUUUAACUUGGGGAUGGGAGAGCACAUGUUCGACAAAGUGCUAACACCAAGCGACGUCGGGAAACUAAACCGGCUGGUGAUUCCAAAACACCAUGCAGAGAGCUACUUCCCCUUAGAAGACAAUCAAAACGGCACAGUGUUGGAAUUCCAAGACAGAAACGGCAAGAUGUGGAGGUUUCGUUACUUGUUCUGGAGCAGUAGCCAGAGCUACGUGAUGACUAAAGGAUGGAUCCGUUUCGUCAAAGAUAAGAACCUUGAGAACGGAGACACCAUCUCGUUCCACCGUGGCUACGUCGAGGACGAGAACGAACCUGAGAAACGAACCAAAAAACUGUUCGUUGAUUGGAGGCAUAGAGCCGACAGAAACCUCGUGCACAACAUAAACCAUCAUCAUCAUUACCCGCUUUUCAUGUCUCCGACUUAUCCAUCUGCCGAUUACUAUCCCUUGUCGGAAUAUUCCAUGCCGCAUUACCGAAGGUUUCCACCUUUUUAUCAUAACCAAUUACAAGAGAGGGACUUUUUAGGGUAUGGUUAUGGAGGGCCGUACUACGCGGGAGCACCGUUGGAUCAUAAUCAUCAUUAUCAGUAUGGAAGAUCUGAGCCGUUGGUUUAUAACUCUUAUCCUGUUUACCCGACCACGAGGGUACCUUCGUCUGCCGCCAUGGUGCCGCCGCCGCAGGAGGGAACGGCGAAGAAGGUGAGGCUGUUUGGAGUCGAUGUGGAGGAGUCUGCUUCUUCAGGGGAGGCACGUGGUGAAAUGGGUGUUGCGGGGUACUCUUCGUCUUCUCCAGUUGUGAUCAGAGACGAAGAAUCAUCUUCAGUUAUGCAGUUAAGCGAUGAUGAAGAAUAUAAGAGGAAAGGGAAGUCCAUAGACUUUUAGAACAAAGAGUUUUCUAUUCACCAUUUCCUUAAUGUCCCUUUGUUUCAUCCUUUUAAAAUUAUUAUAAUGUAAUUUGACAAUCGGGGAAUUGAAAAUGUAGUGAGGAACUUCACCGGGCUUAUAUAUAUUGGUUUUAA